AUGAUACCAUUGAAUGCGGUCAACGACUGUUUGCCACCACCGACGUCUUCUCGUAGCGACAUGCAAUGUCCUUUCCAGCAGUCAUACACUACUCUAUCCUGGCUCUCUAGAUUUUGUCGUUCUGAUGAACCCUUCUCACUCGCUCUUUGCCAGCAUCCCACAAUCCGGCAUACUACUCACCUUGAGGGCUCCAAGGUCAGACUGCCUGCAUUACCAACGGAGAUGUCGCCGGGGCUGGGAUUGAGAGGCGUCACAGGUAUGUUGGAGGAAUCUGUCAAGGGCGAUCAUACAUGGUUUCAACAGUCACAAUUUUGA
This is a messenger RNA of Pochonia chlamydosporia 170, 315 nucleotides long. RefSeq lists its product as hypothetical. Bases 1 to 315 code for a protein of 104 amino acids. The transcript is spliced from 2 exons. NCBI's taxonomy places the organism in Eukaryota, Fungi, Ascomycota, Sordariomycetes, Hypocreales, Clavicipitaceae. The record is from RefSeq and is a predicted model, not a curated record.